AUGCGGAGGAGGAGUACGAAGCCCCGCCUCUGCUUAUACGGCUGCCCGUUUCUGACUGUACGUUUGCUCGACGUCGGUAACUGCGGACAAUCGUCAUUAACGAUCGAUGUUUCCCCCCUUUUAUCCGUUAAAACGAGUUCUUUCAUAUCUAUAUAUGUUAAAUCAUUAUCUAUCUAUCUAUCUAUCUAUCUAUCUAUCUAUCUAUCUUUCUUUCAUAUAUAUCUGUCUAUCUAUGUUAAAUCAUUAUCUAUCUAUCUAUCUAUCUAUGUUAAAUCAUUAUCUAUCUAUCUAUCUAUCUAUCUAUCUAUGUUAAAUCAUUAUCUAUCUAUCUAUCUAUCUCCGAAACCCAAUCAUAUUACUGGGAGAGGGAACCCAGGUGUAUGCAUAUUCAUUACAUCACAUUCUUUCUUUUCUUUUUCCUCUCAUAUACUUUCUUCUUUUCUUUUUCUUUAUAUUUCAUUCUUUCUUUUUUUAUAUUUCCUUCUUUCUUUUCUUCUUUCUCUCUUAAAGUUCUUUCAUCCUCUUCAUUUUUUUCCUUCCUUACAUAUUCUUCUUCCUCUACUUUUAUCUUCUUUCUUUUCGCCUUCUUUUUUCAUUAUAUUUUCUUCUACCUUUUCUUUCUUCUAUUAUACUUUUACUCCUUUUUCCUCUAUAAUCUUCCUUCUCCUUUUCUUUCUUUUUUCUUUCUUGUUUUUUCCAUAUAUUUUUCUUUCUCUUAUCCUUCCUAAUUUCGAUUUUUCCUUUUCUCUUUCCUGA
This is a messenger RNA of Acanthosepion pharaonis, 756 nucleotides long. Lineage: Eukaryota; Metazoa; Mollusca; Cephalopoda; Sepiida; Sepiidae. The record is from the annotation of a GenBank genome assembly.